This is a messenger RNA of Dioscorea cayenensis subsp. rotundata (Guinea yam), 609 nucleotides long. Its product is annotated as cytochrome P450 71A9-like. The record is from RefSeq and is a predicted model, not a curated record. The coding region runs from base 1 to 609 and encodes 202 amino acids. NCBI's taxonomy places the organism in Eukaryota, Viridiplantae, Streptophyta, Magnoliopsida, Dioscoreales, Dioscoreaceae. Gene Ontology annotation, molecular function: oxidoreductase activity, acting on paired donors, with incorporation or reduction of molecular oxygen; iron ion binding; monooxygenase activity. The transcript is spliced from 2 exons.
AUGGAAAGCUACCUUUCAUUUGGAAACCACCAUCAGCUUGGCUUGCUACCCCACCAAUCCCUUCACAAGCUUUCAAAGAAGCAUGGACCUCUCAUGCUUCUAAAACUCAGUCAAGUUCCCACUCUUGUGGUUUCAUCUUCUCAAAUGACUAAGGAUAUCUUGAAGACUCACGAUCUCAAUUUUACAAACAGACCAAUUCUUAGAGCUGCUGAAAUUUUGCUUUAUGGAAGCUCGAGCAUGGGUUUCUCACCUUAUGGUGAACCUUUUGGAGGAAUUGAAGAAGAACCAUUAAACAUGAGCCAAGUGUUGUACUUCUUCACUAAUGACAUGCUUUGCAAGGCCAUUUUAGGUAAGUUCUCCAGAGAAGAAGAUAGGAACAAGCUAUUUCAUAAAAUGAUAGAAGAGAACGUUCGUUUGCUAAGUGGUUUUAAUUUGGUGGAUUAUUUCCCUUCACUUGGAUGGUUAAACUCACUACUAGAUUUGGAUAAGAGGGCUAAAAGGAAUUUCAAUAAAUGGGAUGUUGUUCUUAAUCAGAUCUUUCAGGAACAUGGGAUGAUUGAUGAAAAAGUAAAAGAUGAUGGCUUUAUGGACAUUUUGCUAUCAAUUUAG